Benincasa hispida (wax gourd) is the source of this 771-nucleotide messenger RNA. The record is from RefSeq and is a predicted model, not a curated record. NCBI's taxonomy places the organism in Eukaryota, Viridiplantae, Streptophyta, Magnoliopsida, Cucurbitales, Cucurbitaceae.
AUGAGUAUGAAAUACCAUGCCUUGAUUAGUUGGGGAUUCAAGAACUCAAAAGCUGAUACAUCCUUAUUCAUUUUUCACUUUGGUAACUCUAUUUUACUCCUGCUAGUCUACGUGGAUGAUGUCAUUGUUACUAGUAAUAAUUCUCAUUUGAUUACAAAACUGAUUAAAUCCCUAGGUAGAAAGUUUGCUCUUAAAGACUUAGGUGCCUUAACUUAUUGCCUUGGCAUUCAACUUCACCAUCUUGAGGCUGGCUUUGUAAUAAAUCAAGCUAAAUAUAUUGAAGAUUUACUUAGUAAGUUGAAUCUCUUUGAUCUUAAUCCAGCUCUUACACCAUGUACCAUGGGCAAGAAGUUGUCAGCUACUGAUGGGGUUCCAUUAUUAGACCCAUAUAUUUAUAGAAGCACUAUUGGUGCUCUUCAAUAUCUCACUCGUACUCGGCCUGACAUUGCAUAUAUAGUGAAUCAUUUAAGUAAGUUUCUGAAAGCCCCUACAGACAUUCAUUGGCAGGCUACCAAAAGAGUACUCAUGUAUGUUAGUGGCAUACGAUACUUUGGAUUACUCUUUGAACCGAGCACAAAUUUGGAUAUCACUGCCUUUUCUAAUGCUGAUUGGGCAUCGAAUAUUGAUGAUAGAUGUUCAGUGGCUACCUAUUGUAUCUUUAUUGAUAAUAACCUUGUCUCAUGGUCAUCGAAAGAGCAAACAGUUAUGGCACGUUCCAGCAUUGAGUUAGAAUACCGAGCUUUAGCUCAAGCAUCAGCUGGAAUCAUUUAG